AUGGCGAGCGCGGAGAGCUCGAGAGAGACGUCAGCAGGAACACUGCGUAACGCUUUUGGCAAUGUGCUCUCUUUCUUCAUCCUUCUCUUGAUUGGAGUUCUCGCCUUCUCGAUCCGCCUUUUCUCUGUAAUAAAGUAUGAGAGUGUUAUUCACGAGUUCGAUCCUUAUUUCAAUUACAGAGUCACUCAGUUUUUGACAAAGAAUGGGAUUUAUGACUUUUGGAAUUGGUUUGAUGAUCGAACCUGGUAUCCUCUUGGUCGUGUUAUUGGUGGAACUGUUUACCCUGGGUUGACCUUGACAGCAGGCACAUUAUGGUGGUUAUUGAAUUCUUUGAACAUUCCUUUGUCUGUCGAGACUGUUUGUGUAUUCACUGCACCAAUUUUCUCUGCGUUUGCUUCAUGGGCGACUUACCUUUUGACCAAGGAAGUUAAGGGUACUGGUGCUGGACUGACAGCAGCUGUUCUUUUGGCCAUGGUUCCGUCAUAUAUAUCUCGAUCCGUGGCUGGUAGCUAUGACAAUGAAGCUGUAGCUAUAUUUGCUCUGAUCUUCACUUUCUAUCUUUAUAUAAAGACAUUGAAUACAGGAUCUCUCUUUUAUGCCACUUUAAAUGCCUUGGCAUACUUUUAUAUGGUCUGCUCAUGGGGAGGGUACACCUUUAUUAUUAAUCUUAUUCCAAUGCAUGUGCUUUUGUGCAUCGUGACUGGUCGCUACUCUUCUCGACUUUACAUUGCAUAUGCUCCUCUUGUGGUCUUGGGAACACUAUUAGCAGCCUUGGUGCCUGUUGUUGGUUUCAAUGCAGUAAUGACGUCAGAGCAUUUUGCUUCAUUUUUGGUUUUCAUUAUCAUCCAUGUGGUGGCUCUUGUGUAUUAUGUCAAAGGGAUUCUCUCUCCAAGAAUGUUUAAAGUAGCUGUUACGCUUGUUGUAUCUGUGGGCCUGUGA
Molecule: messenger RNA, 939 nt
Organism: Dovyalis caffra
Lineage: Eukaryota; Viridiplantae; Streptophyta; Magnoliopsida; Malpighiales; Salicaceae
Source: the annotation of a GenBank genome assembly